Caenorhabditis remanei is the source of this 2718-nucleotide messenger RNA. RefSeq lists its product as uncharacterized. Gene Ontology annotation, cellular component: NatC complex. NCBI's taxonomy places the organism in Eukaryota, Metazoa, Nematoda, Chromadorea, Rhabditida, Rhabditidae. Bases 1 to 2718 code for a protein of 905 amino acids. The transcript is spliced from 8 exons. Gene Ontology annotation, biological process: N-terminal peptidyl-methionine acetylation. The record is from RefSeq and is a predicted model, not a curated record.
AUGUCUGACGAAAAAGAAGCAAAGUCAGAGAAAAAAGAAGUCCCUGACCCAGAAAAGACUGUGUUUGGCGGAAGAAAACCUUUAACAGUAUCAAAUGACGUUUCGGCGGAGUUUUUCGAGUUAUGUUCCGGUCUGGAAGUAGGAGAGCUGGUAACGGUACCUAUGUUCCAAUUAUCAGAUGUUAUGUCAGCAAUUGAGCUUUUGGAACCUAAAAUGGAUGUAGGAGUGAACUCCCACUCAAUCAAAACUCUUCAGUCCGCGAUUCAACAAGGACUCUAUGAAGAAGACAUGCCAAUGCAGCUUGCAAUUAUGGAUGCAACCAUUGCAAUGCUUGUCGCAUGGCUUGAAGGUUCUUCUUUGGGAACAACACUCUGGACCAAUGUGAUGUUGACGAAUGUGCACUCGAUGGAUCAUCCCAUGUUUUAUUCGUUCUCUGCUGGAAUGAACCUCCUGGUUCGAAACAUUUACUCACUGAUCAAUAAUGUUGGAAACCUGGAAGAACUUCCUGAAGAUUUCAACCCGCAAUCGCAUUUUAUGGGAACGAAGUAUACACCGCGUGAUGAGAUAAUCAAUCUUAUGAGAAAUCAAAUGGAGUGUAUCAGGUCUGCUGGAGAAUUCUGGAACAACAAAACUGGAAGUUUGCGUGUUCUGCAAAUUUCUUCCGCUGUCGCGUCUCGUUUGGAUUUUAUUGCGAUCCUUCUGGAAAUCAUGGCAGUUCUUGUUCCUCCGGAAAUUGAAGAUCCCAAUUAUGCUCAUAAAAUUCAUUUGGGCAAUACGGUAAUAGAUGAGAAAGAUUACGAAGCUUUUGUUGAAGGCGGGCAAGUUGGGAAAACUGUGGAGAAAGCAGCUAAAAACAAGGACAAAACAGAAGCUGCUGAAACUGUUCAACAAGUCAAAACGAAGGUUGAAAAAAAUAAUAAAAAGGGAAAUGGAAAGAAGGGAAACAAAAAGAAGGACAAGAAGAAAGGAAAGCAGGCUGGAGGAGAGAAAGUAGACAAAAAUGUCGAAGAAGUAAUUGACAGUAUCCACCAAGAUAAGCUGCAACAGAAAAAAGAGCAGGAAAAACCUAAAAGUUCGCCAAAGUCACUUGAAAAGAAGAUUCAACCCGGAGGUAAGAAAAAUGACCAAAACAAAGAAGAGGGAGAAGAAAAACCGAAAGAAAGCCCUUGUUGUAGUGGUCUUUACUGUGACGAAGCCAAUGAUGUUGAUGAGGAAGAAAUUGACGACGAAGAUUACGAAUAUGAAGAAAUCAUUCAAUUCACUCCUGACUUUGCUAAAGCCGGGAUGUUGGCUCAAAAGUUCAUUAAAUGCUGUGAGCACAUUGAACACACUUACCACCUUGGACGACGUGGUCCCGAUGACUUGGAUCUUGACUACACUUGGCUUAUGCCAUUUGACGCGAAAGCUUGCGUGCGGUUAAUUCCGGCUUGCUUCCCAAGAAAUGUCAAGAUUCCAACAAGAAAAGAAGCAGUUAGGUGGUGGAGAAAUUGCGCUCAACGUAUUCUCGAUAUCAGUCAUUGCACUCCAAAUUCAGUGAAAGACGUCUACUCAAUGUUCUAUUUCGCUCAGAUGUUCACAUUCAAUUCAUGUGUGUUCACAAAGUCACUACUUCAAGUUUGCAUGUUCCCCGUCGACAACCACCUGUUAGGUAAAUCGAUGACGAUUGGUGAGCCUAUCGAAGUUGCUUUGAAAACUGGCUUCAUUCCACAAGUGUUAGUGAAAGACUCUCCGGUUUACAAUGAUCAAAUCGCAUGCAACCUUUACGAUACUUUUAUGAAUAACAUGAUGAAGUGCAUUAUUACUUCAUACAGCAGUUUUGGUUGCAAUCUCACUCGUCAACGAGAUCGACUUGAAAUGGCUAUAGAAGAGCUUGCACAGUUACAGUUUCAUGCUGGAAAACUUGAAACUCGUACGGAUGAGGUGAUGCUCGCAUCAAACAUGAUAGAUGAAAAGCAGCAAAACGUCUCGUUCCAUUCAGUUGCCACAUUUGUGUUCCACAAUCUGCUUGCCAUAAUUCAUUAUUAUUUCGAGCUAGGAUUUUAUAUGGACUUGUAUGUGCCGUAUGAGUUCCCGUACAUGUUCUGGUUCCUUGGAGAUGUCGAUGCUAGAUGGAUGUUGACAACCUUGGAACGCUCACAGGAGAUUCAGAUAAACUAUUGGAAAGGAUGUUCGUUGUCCACGUCGGUGAACCCAAGGCAUCAGAAAGAGAAACAACAGAAAGAAGAGCAACUGAAGAAACGUCUUGCUGGACUCCAGUGUUCCAUUAUGAACCAAUUCGCAAUGACUAUGAUUUCUAAAGGAAUAAUCAAGAUGUCCGUAGUUCUGGUUCGAAAAGGAAUGGUGAAAAUACCGGAAGGCGGAGAAGAGGCGGAACGUCUUCGUUUCGAACGGCGUUUUGAGUGUUUGCAGAAUCUCGGACCACCACUUACUGUCACUUACGAGCAAUACAAACUUACUUCAGGCAUUGAUGCUUUGUAUGAAGAGGACAUUUCCUUACUGAUUAGCAGUGCAUGUGAUCAUUUUGCUUCUGCUAAGGCUCAACUCGAAAAAAUGGACAUCGCUAUCGAACAAAAUCGAGACACAAUCAAUCUGCACCGUAUUGCAAAGGCAAAUCUCGUCGCAACCAAUUUGCUCAAGCUGGGAUUGAAAGAUCGGAAAAUGGAGUGGGGAUUUUAUGAGGACUACCCAAUUUACCCGUAUCUCAAAAUUUCCAAUUAG